Durio zibethinus is the source of this 1170-nucleotide messenger RNA. NCBI's taxonomy places the organism in Eukaryota, Viridiplantae, Streptophyta, Magnoliopsida, Malvales, Malvaceae. The record is from RefSeq and is a predicted model, not a curated record.
AUGCCUUUUCCAUGGAAGAAAGCCAAAGUAACUCGUAUCUCCCGGCUGGUUGCUGACCUCCAUCAAUCCCCCAAACGCGGCAGAUCCCUUGUGGUGGAAACUGGGUUCCCAACCUCCCUCAUCGAUCUCUUCGUCAAAAACCGUGAUCGCUUGAGAAAACAAAGGAAAUCCAGCCCCCAGAUCCAAACCCCUUCCACCCAUGUACCCUCCUCGCCUCCCCAAUCAUUCCCUUCCCCUCCCUGCAUUGAAGAGCUACAAUCUCCUCAAAUAGAUGUUAGUAAGUUAGUGUUAGUUAAGACAGAAUGCGAGGAGAAGAUUCCUUUUCAUGCAGCGUUUAAAGUUUUUUUGGUGGCGGCUCUGGCUGUUAGUACCAGAAAUGUUGCGCUUUGGAUCAUGGUGGCUGCAUUCUUGCUUGUGCUAAUAGAGUUUGUUGGGACGCGUUUUUUUGGUUUCUUAAGACCAGAAUGUAAGAUGGUUUUCUUGGAUUCUUUGAUUCGAAAGGUUUUGUUGGUUUUGAAGACAUGGGGUUGGGAACAAGGAUCAUCAGCCGAGGAAUUGGUUGUCAAACAACAAGGAACUCUUUUCCCUGAUUCUUGUUGGUCGAUUGAAUUGGAAGAUAAUUGCGUUGAGGAAAUUCAGAUUGCGGAAUCGAAAUUUGAUUGCGUUACUGUUGGUAAAGGCUGUGAAAGUUUAGAGACACAGAUAAAAGAGGAUGAGAUGGAGACAAGAAGGGAAAUCUUAGCAUGUAAGAGUGAGCGUAGUCGAACUGCUAGAAUUAAAAGAGCUUUUAUCAAGAAAUUUGUUUCAAAGAAGCUGCGUCAUGGAAAGAAGCAAGGAAAGAGUAACAAUAAGGAUGAAUCAUAUAGUGAAUUACAUAAAAUGAACGAGAUUGGAGAGGAAAAGCGAGGAAAAGAUGAUGAAGAAGAAAGUUGCAAAGAAGUUGGAGAUGUGGUUUCAACUUCUGUUCAACAUUUGUGGGUUGAGUCAGAAAUUGGAAUUGUUAAAGACAAGGUGGAGAAUGUUAGAAAAGGGAAAUCAGGGUAUCUGAUUCUGUUUGUGAUUGUUCUUGCCGGACUUGUUGGAGGGCGAGCUAGAUUUCUGGGUGGGUGGCCUCUCUUCGAAGAAGAAAAGCAUCUUCAGAUUCGGCUUCUGGUUGAAUCUGCUGCUUGA